Molecule: messenger RNA, 318 nt
Organism: Ceraceosorus guamensis
Lineage: Eukaryota; Fungi; Basidiomycota; Exobasidiomycetes; Ceraceosorales; Ceraceosoraceae
Exons: 1
Coding region: 33-203 (56 amino acids)
Source: RefSeq, a predicted model, not a curated record
GCGAACAGGCGUGACUAUAUAUAUAGGUAUAUAUGGUGAGACGACCUACAAGCGCUCGCUCUAAGCCCAUGUGUUCACAAUUCCUGUGGCAUGGAUACAUAUAUAUGCUGACUAUAGCGGUAUCUGCAGCACCGCGAAGCAUGCCCUUGGAACAGGGACGACCACUCGGACUACGCUUCCACUCUUGCUUGACCGCGCCUUAGCACAUCUGUCCAGCGCCCAUUCCCUUCGAGCGUACAGUCCAUUGUGAUCAGCGCUCUUGCUCACAGGUCACAACAGGAAAACCUUCAGCGUGGCUCUCACCUUGGCCCGGCAAGA